Messenger RNA from Spinacia oleracea (spinach), 666 nucleotides. RefSeq lists its product as uncharacterized. Lineage: Eukaryota; Viridiplantae; Streptophyta; Magnoliopsida; Caryophyllales; Amaranthaceae. The transcript has a single exon. The record is from RefSeq and is a predicted model, not a curated record. The coding region runs from base 1 to 666 and encodes 221 amino acids.
AUGCCAAAUCUUACAAACCUUGAAUUUGCGGCCCUUGAUAUUCAUGGAAAGAACUAUUUGUCUUGGGUGUUAGAUGCUGAAAUUCAUCUAGAUGCAAAAGACCUUGGUGAUACAACAAGUCAAAACAAAGCUAAAACUAUGAUAUUUCUUCGCCAUCACCUCCAUGAGGGCCUUAAGAUUGAGCACUUAACUGUAAAAGAUCCACAAGUCCUUUGGAGUAACCUAAAGGAGAGGUAUGACCACCAGAAAACUGUAACAUUACCUAAAGUUCGAUAUGACUGGUUACAUUUAAGACUACAAGACUUUAAGUCUGUAAGUGAAUAUAACGCAGCUAUGUUCAGAAUUACUACACAAUUGAAAUUAUGUGGAGAGAAAAUCACUGAUGUAGAAAUGAUAGAGAAAACAUACUCUACCUUUCACGCAAAUAACGUUGUCCUGCAGAAACAGUACCGUGAAAAGGGAUUUAAGAAAUAUUUUGAACUUAUAUCUUGUCUCCUAGUGGCUGAGAAAAAUAACGAGCUAUUGAUGAAAACUCAUGAAUCACGUCCAACCGGUUCUAUUCCAUUCCCUGAAGUGAAUGUGACAUCCCAUAAUGGGAAUGAAAAAUAUCAUACCAGCAAUUGUGGUCGAGGAUAUGGUCGAGGACGUGGGCGUGGAUACGGAUAG